This is a messenger RNA of Zeugodacus cucurbitae (melon fly), 893 nucleotides long. Its product is annotated as E3 SUMO-protein ligase NSE2. Gene Ontology annotation, biological process: protein sumoylation; double-strand break repair via homologous recombination. The transcript is spliced from 3 exons. Bases 127 to 759 code for a protein of 210 amino acids. Gene Ontology annotation, cellular component: nucleus; Smc5-Smc6 complex. The record is from RefSeq and is a predicted model, not a curated record. Gene Ontology annotation, molecular function: SUMO ligase activity; zinc ion binding. NCBI's taxonomy places the organism in Eukaryota, Metazoa, Arthropoda, Insecta, Diptera, Tephritidae.
GUUAGUAUGUCCUCGAUUGAUUGUUUUGGUUUUGUAGCGCGAUUUGAAUUUGUGUGUGGUUGAAAUAUAUUUAAUAAUUUGGUACAAUUAUAUUAUAAUUAAUAAAUUUGAAAGUACUAAACUUAAAUGGGUGACUUUCUUCAGUCUGAACUAGAAAAGGCUCAGCAAUGCCUCUUAGAAACUUAUGAAUUGGCUGCAUCUUAUGGGGAUAAUGAGGAAAAGGAUACAAGCAAAUAUUUGCAGUUGAUGGAGGAAAUAUGCCAAAUUAGAGAAGUCGCAAUUCGUAACGAAGACGCUUUGAAAGUGGCCAUGGAAGAACGCAGCGUCGCAGCUUUUGAGUCGGCUUUUCGGGGGGCAGUAAAUCGAGCUGAGAAAAAAUUUCAAGCUAAAAAAACUCGAGAAUAUAAAAAAUUUGCUAAUCGUUUGGAGGAAGCAUCCAGAAGUGCCAGUAGUGAUACUAUACCAUCAAACAAAACUAAAGACGGCGCUUUAGUAGAAAUGGACAUGCAAGUGAACAUAUACGAUCCCAUAACAAAAAAACGAAUGGUAGAUCCUGUGAAAAAUACAAUCUGUGGACAUAUAUAUGAGAUGAAGAGUAUACAAGACGCAAUACAAAUUAAACCAAGACUUCGCUGCCCUGUUGCUGGCUGUGGAAAUAAUCAGUAUAUCAACAUGUCGCAUUUAAAACCGGACAAUGGACUAAAAUUACAUCUACAACGUAUAGCUGAGGGUGAAAACAACAACGAUAGCGACGACUGAUUCACUUUAAUUCACUUGUUAUUGCCAAAUAGAAUAAGAAAACAUCUUCAGAAAUUCGUUCGUGUUUGUUGUAUUUUUCCACAUAAAUAAAAUAAAAAUUACACUUCUAUACUUAAAGAAGACGGAGACGACAA